GAUAAACCAGUGUAUGUUUUCGAUUGGAGCCGAUUGUCUCCGGUCCCUUCCCAACAAUCCCCCGCGAGCCAGCUACUGCCAAGUCCUCCAGUUCUUGUGCCUCAAACGUUGGAGAAUUAGAUCCGUUGUAGUUCAGUCAGCAACUCUGUGGUAGCCAGUAUUCCAAUUGCGCUUGUGCUCCUGCCCGUUUCACCCGGUCACGUACUGGAUUUUUUUCUCAUCGACCGAGGAAGUGAUUGAAUUACUAAAUUCCCCAUCUCAUUCAUCAGCUCAACAUGAGAGACUUUUUGUUUAUUUUGGGAGCGUUAUUGUCACUGGGGCUUGGCCAAUCAGAGGUCCUCGACACGAUAGCUCAGUGGCCACUCUUGGACUUUGCACUGCCUUACGAUCGAGCUUUUUUGAAUGAAUAUCGGCCGGAGAAUGUCGUGCCAACUGGAUUUGCAGUUGGUUGGCACAGAAUUUUUAUUACAAUUCCCCGGUUGUUUCGCGGAGUACCGGCUACAUUGAGUGCCAUUCCCCGGGAUAUACCACUCGGGAGCAGUCCUCAAUUGCAAGCUUAUCCGUCCUGGGAGUGGCACAAUGCCGGCAAAGGAGAGUUCAACUGCUCCGGAUUGAUUUCUGUCUAUAGAGUUAAUGUGGACAAGUGCAACAGGCUUUGGGUGCUCGAUAGUGGAAUUAAUACGUCACUCGACGACUUCCGGGUUGUCUGUCCGCCGAAACUACUUGUUUUUGACUUGCAGACUGAUACCCUGGUGCGGUCUUACGUCUUUCCUCGUCAGUCGUUGAGACCAAAUAGUCUGCUCACAAAUUUGGUGAUUGAUGACACAUCAGCAAAUACCUGCGACGAUGUUUUCGUAUACAUAACUGAUACAGCAGGACCUGGUCUCGUGGUAUUCGAUGGAGCGACCGACAGGAGCUGGAGAGUCCUCCACGCAUCAAUGUAUCCUGAUCCGGAUUAUACAAUUUAUCAGAUCGCUGGGGACUCAUUUGAGCUGUUCGAUGGUAUCGUGGGUCUGGCAUUCUCCCCUCGCCUGAGUCAAGUGUACUAUCAACCACUUGCGACAGACCGCAUGUUCUCCAUUCCAACGUCAGCACUUCAAUCUGGCCCUCCUCCCUUUGGUGAACAAUUGCCCGUCACUCUCGUCGGUAGAAAGUCCAGUCAGGGACUGGGAAUGACUGUUGACCCUCGCGAUGACACUAUACUAUUUGCCCCGCUGACCGAAACUGCUGUUGCCAGUUGGAAUCCGCAUACAAAUAACCAACGGAUUGUUGCAUACCAGCCCGAGCAACUUCAAUUCGUGGCCGAAUUAAGGUGGGUCGAUCGAGACAACGGAAACAUUUGGCUGCUCUCCUCACGCUUCCAGAAAUUCUUCACACGACGAGUGAACAACCGAGAAAUAAACUUGAGAAUCCUACGAAUUCGUCCCGGCUCCACUGGAGCCCAUUCACCAAUUCCCCACCGCUUUGAUGCCCAUGCCCUUAACAUAUACAACAACACUCUUCUCCAAUCAGUCACUAAACACAUCGCAAUCUGUCGUUCAAGUGUCACCGGAAGUAUGCACAAGUAUCUCUGGUUUUUGUCAUUCCUCUGUUCUGCACCGGUGAUCAAUGCCGGAAAGUUGCAAGUAUUGUACGAGUGGUCAUGGAUCGAUUAUCUGUGGGAGAGCGAGGCACACAAAGCAGCGGCCAUUCUGUCAGGACAGUACAAUUACACAAAACCAGUGAUCAUUGAUGUUGAUGUUUGGAAAGGAAGGAAGAAAAAAUACCGAAACAAUUUCAAGACUUUUGUCACUGUGGUGAGGAGGCCAGGGGUGCCAGCGAGUUUGACAACUGUGUCUGAUGAAAUGGGAUAUGGGGGGCCACUACUUGCACCUUAUCCCAAUUGGAAUUGGGCAAUCGAGGGCGAUUGUUAUGGGAUUACGAGUGUCUUCCGUGUAGCUAUCGACGAAUGUGACCGCUUGUGGGUGCUGGACACUGGAAAGAUCGAAGAUGAGCACGUGUGUCCAGCCCAGUUGCUCGCGUUUGAUCUCCACACAGAUCGUUUGCUGAAACGAGUGAGGAUCCCACGAAGUCUCGCUAAGAAUGCAAUAACCAAGCAGGGAUUAUUUGUUACUCCGAUUGUAGAAACUGAGGGUCUUAAUUGUAAGAAAACUCAUGUCUACAUGGCAGACACAACGGGAAAUGGUCUAGUCAUUUACAACGGGACAACUCUGUGGCGUCUGGAAUCACCAGCAUUUGCCUCUCAAGAAGCAGCAGCAAAUUUCACAGUAGCUGGUGAACAGUUUUACCUGGACGAUGGAGUACUCGGAAUGGCACUGAGUCCACCCGUGAGUCCACAGGAGAAUUACAGAUAUCUCAUGCUUCGACCACUCGCCUCCUACGACAUGGUAUCAGCUGAGACUUCUAAUCUCCAUGAAUCUCAUUCUGCUCCUGUACGUUACACUCUCGUAUCGAGGGCACUACCCAGCCAAGCUGCUGGCAUGGCAUUCUCAGCCAGUGGAGUACUCUUCUUUGGCCUCAUUCAGCAGCAUGCCAUUGCCUGCUGGAAUAUGCACAAAACCAUUGCUCCAGAAAAUAUUGUAAUCGUUGACCAUGACAUUGACUACUACCAAUUCGUAAGCGGAGUGAAAGUAAUUCCAAAACACAUUACUGAGAGACAUGAGGAGUUAUGGAUAGCCACAAACAGAUAUCAAAAGAUAGCUUUGGAUGUGCAAAACUUUAACGACAUAAACUUCAGAAUUAUGUCUCGUAGAUUGGAUCGUCUUAUCAGAGGCACCAACUGCGAUCCACAAUCUAAUUUUGGGCAUUUUUUCACUGACGCUGAGGACAUCAUUUGGGACUACAGUCGAUAUCUCUGGAGAUUGGGCAAUGCUAAGAAAUAAAAUCGAUUAAAGCAAAACAA
This is a messenger RNA of Diachasmimorpha longicaudata, 2902 nucleotides long. RefSeq lists its product as uncharacterized. NCBI's taxonomy places the organism in Eukaryota, Metazoa, Arthropoda, Insecta, Hymenoptera, Braconidae. The record is from RefSeq and is a predicted model, not a curated record. Gene Ontology annotation, cellular component: extracellular region. The coding region runs from base 276 to 2882 and encodes 868 amino acids. The transcript has 11 exons.